Messenger RNA from Bactrocera latifrons, 1120 nucleotides. RefSeq names its product larval cuticle protein LCP-17-like. The transcript has 2 exons. Bases 80 to 811 code for a protein of 243 amino acids. Gene Ontology annotation, cellular component: chitin-based extracellular matrix. NCBI's taxonomy places the organism in Eukaryota, Metazoa, Arthropoda, Insecta, Diptera, Tephritidae. Gene Ontology annotation, molecular function: structural constituent of chitin-based larval cuticle. The record is from RefSeq and is a predicted model, not a curated record.
AGUUUGAAGAAGCGCAUAAGUGUGAAGCUGAGCUUUGGCGAGUGUGAACGAGUGCUGAGUGAUUUGCGAAGAACAAAAAAUGUACAAAUUUAUAUGCGUGUUGGCCUUUGUCGGUGCCGCCUAUGCGGCUAGCAUCGGUGCUGGCGUGGAAUCGACCACCGAAAAGCGUGAAAUUAUUCCGCUACUGCGCUAUGAGACCGACAGAAAGCCCGAUGGCUCCUUUAGCUUCUCCUACGAGGGUGGCGAUCAGAGUGCACGCGACGAGGCUGGCGUAGUGGAGAAUGUCGGCACCGAGGAGGAAACGCUCGAAGUCCAUGGCUCCUACCGUUAUAUUGAUGCCGAUGGCAAAGAGAUCGAAGUACACUACACCGCCGGCAAGAAUGGUUUUGUGCCAAUCGGCACCAAUAUUCCCGCUGAAAUCUCAGAAGCCGCUAAAGCUGCCGCUGAUCAGCCCAAUGAACCUGUGGAAACGGAGAAAGUAAAGCGUUCGGCGCAUUCGAAUAAGAAAGGCAAGGAGGAGGGCGAAGAGAAGGAGAAAGAAGAUGGUAAGCAAGAAAAUGAGAAGGAGGGCAAGGACGAGAAAGAAGGACAGAAGGAAAAAGAAGCCAAGGAAGAAAAGGAAGGAAAAGGAAAGCAAGAGGAGCAGGAAGAGCCCAAAGAAACCGCAAAGGUGGAAAAAGAAGAAAAAUCUGAGAAUGAAGAGAAGGAGGGUAAGGCCAAAGAAGAUAAAAAAGGCGAAGCGAAAGAAGUAGAGAAAUCGGAAAAGCCUGACAAGUCCGAAAAAUCAGAAAAAUCUGAAAAAGAAGAAUAAUACGGCACCUUGGAAAUACCGUGAAAACCUCUACAACUGAAAACUGGCAAAGGACUUCAUGUUUGUGUUACACAUUUACGAAAGACAAAAAAAUCGAACAAAAUAAAAAGUUGAGUUGUAAGGUUGAAGAUUUUAUCUACCGGCUGACUCAAUGACAUGUAUAGUAUUUGUAAAAAUUUAGUUUUUGUAAGCGCGUCUGACACAUUUCAAAACUGGUUGUUAUAAUUACAUAAGUAUCUAGUUGUAAUGUGAAAUUUAUUUUUAUAAACACAAAUAUAAAAAUAAAACAAUAAAAAAUACGAAAUUAAA